ACCCAAAAAAAAACUUGAAGCUAAGGUUUAUGUCCGCUCUCAUCUCACUCCCCCCACAGCAUACAGAACCCCAUCAAAUCUCUGAUACCCAAAAAAUGGCUACUCGUCUUCCCAACCAGAUUUUCUUGCCAAAUUCUAAUCUAUCCAUCACUUCCCAACAAUCAAAACUAACCGGAAUCUCUUUCCGGCCAGUUAAGCUACCUAGAAGUACUGGAAAACUAACACUAAAAUGCAGCUUAGUUGAUUCACCAAAAACAGAAUCAGUAGGUGGUGAUAUAAAAAAGCUUGUGGAUUUCUUGUAUGAAGAUUUACCUCAUCUUUUCGAUGAACAAGGGAUUGAUCCAACCAUGUAUGAUGAAAGUGUGAAAUUUAGAGACCCAAUUACGAAAUAUGAUAGUAUUAGUGGGUAUCUCUUUAACAUUGCACUCUUGAGGAAAAUCUUUACACCAGACUUCCAAUUGCAUUGGGCAAAACAGACAGGACCUAAUGAGAUAACAACAAGGUGGACAAUGAUAAUGCCGUUUGUGAUCUUACCUUGGAAGCCUGAGCUAGUCUUCACAGGAACAUCCGUCAUGGGUAUUAACCCCAAGAAUCAAAAAUUCUGCAGUCAUUUGGAUUUUUGGGAUUCCAUCAAGAACAAUGACUACUUUUCUGUUGAAGGCUUGCUGGAUGUUAUAAAGCAGCUGCGACCAUACAAGACUCCGGACUUAGAGACACCAAAGUACCAAAUAUUGAAAAGAACUGCAACUUAUGAGGUUCGGAAGUAUUUCCCGUUUGUUAUUGUAGAAAAGAAAGGUGAGAAAUUAGCAGGUUCGACUGGCUUCAAUGAUGUCGCUGGAUACAUAUUUGGCAAGAAUUCUACCAAGGAGAAAAUAAAAAUGACAACUCCAGUCUUUACCCAAGCUUUCGAUAACGAACAAUCAAAUAUAUCUAUCCAAAUUGUUUUGCCAUCCGAGAAAGAUUUGAGCAGUCUACCAGAACCAGAACUAGAAGCACUUAGCUUGAGAAAGGUAGAAGGAGGGUUUGCCGUCGUGACAAAAUUUAGUGGCAAACCUACUGAUGAAGUAGUUGCUGAAAAAGAAAAAAGCUUGCGCCGUGCAGUUCUAAGAGAUGGUCUUAAACCUAAAGAAGGUUGUAUGCUUGCUCGGUAUAACGAUCCAGGCAGAACGUGGAGCUUCAUUCUGAGGAAUGAAGUGCUGAUAUGGCUCGACGAAUUCUCAUUGGAAUAGUUCGGUAAACAAACUUAAUAUCGCUUGUUAUACCAUCUUUUUCUUUUAAUUUCCCCACAGUUGUAACCAGCCUUCUUGUAAUAUAAUAAGGUGUCGUUUUUCUAAUGCAAAAGAACUGGAAAUAUUUCUCCUUGUUGUUUACUCUGAGUAUCUUUGCAUGAUCAGAAUUCUCUUGAGUUUAGAAUUCAAAUCAAAUUGUGUGAUUAAUGUUAUUUAACAUUAGUUACAUUAGAAUUCAAAUCAAAUUUAACUUGCAU
Messenger RNA from Papaver somniferum (opium poppy), 1486 nucleotides. RefSeq lists its product as uncharacterized. The record is from RefSeq and is a predicted model, not a curated record. Bases 30 to 1229 code for a protein of 399 amino acids. NCBI's taxonomy places the organism in Eukaryota, Viridiplantae, Streptophyta, Magnoliopsida, Ranunculales, Papaveraceae. The transcript is spliced from 8 exons.